AGGAGUUCCAAGUGAGAAGGGACUUUGGUAAGAAAAUAAGACCUGCAAUUAAGAUGAUAAUUGUUGGACCACCAAAAGAGCCUUAUCCUCUAGGGGGGAACAACAAGAGAAAUCGGGGUUUGGGAUGGGGCGGAAGUUGCUGCGGCAGGGUGCAGUAGCAAUCGCAGCAGUAACAGCAACAGUGGGUGGCAGUACGGGCGGGUGUUGGGUUGUUGUGUUGUGUUGUUUGAAAAUGCUAAAAUUGGGUUGUAUGUGGAGACUCAACACCAAGGAUUGGGAUCGCGACCUUGACUUCACUAUGAGGACAGAGGUUGAGAACACCAAAUUGCAGGUGCACGUUGUUUGCCGGACCGAGUUGGCGGCUAAGCGGGCGCAAACUCAGGGCGUGGAACACGAGUCUCUACUCCUGACGAGAAAUCGAUGGCGCGGAUAGUGGGAAAGAAGAUAUAGAUGAAAGAAGGUUGGGAGGCGUAGUAUUUGGUUGUAUGAGGAAGAAGGAGAAAGGAGGAGAGGAGAUGGGGGAGAUGGGGAGAGGAAGAGGAAGAAUAAGAAGUGUUGUUGACGUGUUUAGAAU
Molecule: messenger RNA, 574 nt
Organism: Aaosphaeria arxii CBS 175.79
Lineage: Eukaryota; Fungi; Ascomycota; Dothideomycetes; Pleosporales
Exons: 1
Coding region: 125-433 (102 amino acids)
Source: RefSeq, a predicted model, not a curated record